Molecule: messenger RNA, 216 nt
Organism: [Torrubiella] hemipterigena
Lineage: Eukaryota; Fungi; Ascomycota; Sordariomycetes; Hypocreales; Clavicipitaceae
Source: the annotation of a GenBank genome assembly
AUGUCUGCGCUCUUCAACUUCCAAUCCCUCCUCCUGGUGCUUCUGCUCCUGAUCUGCACCAGCACCUACGUCCAUCACUUCUUCCCAGGCGUCAUGGAUAGAAAUAAGAACGGAGUCACGGGUAUCUUUUGGAAAUGCGCGAGGGUAGGCGAACGCCUGAGCCCAUACAUUAGCUUGUGCUGUGUCAUCAUGGCUGUCUCGGUUCUCUUCAACUAA